AGAUUUCAUCUCAGACAGAAGCAGACUCUCUACAAAUGGUCGUUCAAGUGACUCCACGAAUUCGCCACGGCAACAAGGCAAUGGAGGGAAGAGAGCAGAAAGUGGAGGCCAAUAUUUUGCUACUCGGAGCUGAAAACGUGGGGAAAUCUGCACUCACAGUGCGAUUCCUGACUAGAAGAUUCAUUGGAGAAUAUGGUGAUAUAGAAUCCAUCUACAGCCACUCUGAUAAGAUUGACGGCCGUGAAAUUUGCUUCAACAUCUGGGACUCGCUUUGCCCACAGAACAGCGAAGAUGCUGGACAAAUCAGUGACCGACAGCUGGAGUGGACGGAUGGCUUCAUCCUGGUCUACAGCAUCUGUGACCGUGCGAGUUUUAACGUGGUUCGGAGGCAGGUCCAGCGCAUCCGGCAGGCCAAGUCAAAGCUCUCGGCUCCGGUCAUCAUCGUAGGAAACAAGAGGGACCUGCAGCACCGACGGGCCGUGUCCAGCGAAGAAGGACGCUUACUAGCCCUCUCUGCAGACUGUGGCUUCUUCGAAAUCUCUGCUGCAGAGACGUACCACGGCGUGUUGGUGGUGUUUCACGAACUGCUCGACCUCAUUCGGGAGGCGAGGACGCCUAAGAAAGGAGCUGCCGGGUUCAGAGGCAUCGUGAGGAGCAUGUCCGCCGUGUUUGGGAGGAAACGGACUGAAUAGACUGAGACUUCUCUUAAGAGAAGAGUGAUCAGAUACCACACUCUUAAAAAUAAAGGUGCCAGAUAGGUUCUUUGGAGUGAUUCCAUUUGGAGAACCACUUUUGGUUCCCUAUAGGACCUUUCAGUGUGAGCAUGGAGAACCUUUUUAAAGUUUAAGGACAAUCAAGCUAAUGAAAGGCUUUUCCUAGAACUGUACAUCCAAGACCAAGAACCACUCAGGAACCUUUAUUUUUAAGAGUGCACCUUAAGAAAAUCCAUAUUGGACCAGGGAUUUGUAUGUGGGGGCAUCACUGAUUAGCACGAAGUGGACAAUCAUAUUUGAAUGUUCUAAGAAGGUUCAAAUUCAGAGACAGCUCAUAAGGUCAAUAAUGGUUUUGAAUCUGUAUGAAGGAUGAGUCUCGUAUGCUAAUGUCUUUGAAGCUAAGCUACACCUUUUCUGAGUCAUUAAUACUGGCAUUAACAGAGCACGCGGAAAAAACAAGGAAAUCAUGCUGUUUUUGUCUAUGCAAAACAAAACGCCUGCCAGCUAUGCCUAAAAAGAAGCAGAGUCAAAUAUGUAUUGCCUUAUACAGUCACUUCAGCUUCAUUGUUGGAAGCUCGAGUCUGGCAUUCAUUUACAUGGACCUUGAACCAAUAACAUCCUGGUGAUCCAUGACUGCCUUUGAAUGUUUUAAUGGACGUUCAGAUCUCUAAGCUAUGUUUAAUGGGAAGGUCUGGUAUAAAUGUUUGUCAGAUGCCUUGUUGUAUAUAUUGUUAAUAGUACAGAGAGGUUAUGUAUGAUUUUUAUAAUAAAAGGUGAAAUGAG
This is a messenger RNA of Colossoma macropomum (tambaqui), 1496 nucleotides long. RefSeq lists its product as uncharacterized. NCBI's taxonomy places the organism in Eukaryota, Metazoa, Chordata, Actinopteri, Characiformes, Serrasalmidae. The coding region runs from base 36 to 692 and encodes 218 amino acids. The transcript is spliced from 4 exons. The record is from RefSeq and is a predicted model, not a curated record. Gene Ontology annotation, molecular function: GTP binding; GTPase activity.